This is a messenger RNA of Tripterygium wilfordii, 955 nucleotides long. Its product is annotated as high mobility group B protein 1-like. The record is from RefSeq and is a predicted model, not a curated record. Bases 161 to 679 code for a protein of 172 amino acids. The transcript has 8 exons. NCBI's taxonomy places the organism in Eukaryota, Viridiplantae, Streptophyta, Magnoliopsida, Celastrales, Celastraceae.
GGCUCUUCCGGUUAGCUUUCCCAAGUUUUCCUUUCUUCACUGAUCGAACCUUUCUCUGCCUUCGAUUCGAUUCUCGACGCAUUCUCGUUGUUCUCUGCAACUCUGUCUUUCUCACAGACCGACUGCUCUUCUCCUUCUCUAAGGCAAAUAUCUUGUGAGAAUGAAGGUUGCGAAAGGAAAGGGGGCAGCAAGGACCCCCAAGGAAGCUUUGAAACCUGUAGAUGAUCGAAAGGUUGGAAAGAGAAAGGCAGCUGAUAAGAGCAGCAAAGGUCAAACUGGAAAGGACAAACGGGCCAAGAAAGACCCUAACAAACCAAAGAGGCCUGCUAGUGCAUUCUUUGUUUUCCUUGAGGAAUUUAGAACCACUUUCAAGAAAGAAAAUCCAAAUGUGAAGGCUGUCUCAGCGGUUGGAAAAGCAGGAGGACAAAAGUGGAAGUCCAUGACUAAGGCUGAAAAAGCUCCAUAUGAAGCCAAAGCCGCAAAAAGGAAGGUGGAUUAUGAAAAGCUUAUGAACGCGUAUAACAACCAGGAUGAUGGUGAUGAAGAGUCAGAUAAGUCAAAAUCUGAAGUAAACGACGAGGAUGAGGCCAGUGCUGAGGAAGAAAAACAGCAGCAGGAGGAUGACGAGGAAGAUGAUGAGGAGCAGGAAGAAGAAGAAGAUGACGACUCCGACUACUAAAAUCAGAUGGAUUUGGCCUAUGCAUGUGGCUGAUAUAAGACAAUGAUCCUUCAUUCUGUAUGUUCAUAUGUAUAGGUUAUAAAGGGUAAUGCUUCUUGGACCGGGGUAACAUACCCUUGUCCUGCUAUGAUGAUAAUAGCUGCUGGGAUGGACGUCCCCUACUCCCCUCUAUUUUGUAUUAUUCUGUAUGCUUUGUAUGCGACUUGUGAUAAUGUAAUUUGCUAUCCCGAAAACUUUUAUUUGCGUGCUAGAAUGAGAGUAGUCUUGGUAUUAAGA